This is a messenger RNA of Diaporthe citri, 783 nucleotides long. RefSeq lists its product as uncharacterized. The record is from RefSeq and is a predicted model, not a curated record. The coding region runs from base 1 to 783 and encodes 260 amino acids. The transcript has a single exon. Lineage: Eukaryota; Fungi; Ascomycota; Sordariomycetes; Diaporthales; Diaporthaceae.
AUGAAGCGUGACACAGAAAAGGACGACGAGACGACGGCGUCCGACGUAAGCGAGCCGGAAGAGACCGCCCGUCCCACGGCCAGCUCAUCAGCAGCGCGCGCUGCCCAGGACAAGGCGAGGCAGAAGCAGAAGAAGAAGGCAACCGAAGAGGACGUGCCGACGGACUCGCCAACGCCUUCUCCAGAACCUUCGCCUCGCCUAUCCAAGUCGGCAGCCAAGAAAAAGGCCGACACAGGUGACGCAAAGGGAUCUUCGUCCCCAACGCCUUCUCCGGCAUCUUCUCCACGCCCGUCCAAGUCGGCGCCAGAUAAAAAGAAGGGCAGCACAGGUGACGCAAGGGAAUCCGAGUCUCCCACACCGUCGCCGUCCCCACCAGCAUCGCCCACACCAUCACCGUCUCCAUCACCAUCCCCUUCGCCGGAGCCCGAAGAGGAAGACGCCUCAGCUAAGAAGAAGAAGAGGGGUAAGGCAAAGGCGGCCGGGGGUUCAUCAUCACCUGAGCCCGAGGCGGACAGCAGCCAGCACGGGCCGUCCAAAAAGGACAAGCUGGGCAAGCUGGGGGGUCUCAAAGGGACGAAGAAGGCGAUGAGCGGCGUGGACGGCGCAGCAGAGGGGGAAUCACCGCAAGCCGAGGGCAGCGGACGCAGCAGGAAACCCGACGCCGUCGAGGAGGUCAGGAUCGAGACCCCGGACGAGAGGGCUGCUCGGAGACGGGCAGAGCUGGAGAGGGAGUUGGAAAGAAAGGCAGCUGCUGGGCCGGCCAAGAAGAAGCGGAAAUUCUGA